CGCCGCCUCCACCACCUCCACCACACUGCUGAAGACGACGACGACACAGCCAGCAACAACAACGAUGAUGAUGACGAUGAUGCGACGAUUGGCCAGCAGUGGCCUGCGUGCCUUUGGCGUGCAGCCCACAGCCACCCAAACCCUAGCGUCCACAAGAACAUUUGCCACUUUCCAACAGCGCAUCGCACGUGGCCACCUCAUGCAACGCUGGCAGCCAACGCGUGCCAAGUCUGACGCAGUGACAAAGGGCACGGGCAAGGGUGGCAACAAGCAGCUUGCUUCUGAGAAACCUUUUGCAGAGCUGACAGUCGCCGAGAAAGUCGUGGAGACGGGCAAGGAUGCUGGUUCUGUGAGCGUCAUCGCAAUUGGAUUCGGCCUUGGCUUCUUGUUUCUGGUGAGCAUUGGCAAGCAGCUGCUGUUCAAGGAGACGCCCCGCACCGUGUACACUGACACCAUCAAGAAGCUGAAGAAGAGCGAGGAGCUGGAAGAUGUGCUUGGCACCAUUGAGACGGGCUCUGUCGGUGCCGGCUUCAACCCCUUCCGGGCGACGGAGUACAUUGCUGGGGACAACAACCUGCUGCGCAUGGAGUUUCAGAUUAAGGGCACGCGCGGCACCGGUGUUGCAUACCUCGAGAUGAAGAAGCCGACGUCGCUUGUUGGCAGCACGCUGAAGAGCUACCGCUACCGAUACCUGUUUGUCGACUGCAAAGACGACGCGACGCAGCAGACCAAGCGAAUCAUCCUGGAAGACAACCGCGCAGAGGACAACUGAUUGUUGUGACAUGACUGUGACACGUGCUUCGUGCUUUGUGAUGUGAUGUCUCUUCCUUUGUGUGUUUGUCACAUCAUGUGCGUAUCUCAUGUGCGUGGAGUUCACGAUGAAUAGAGAGCGAAACAAGACAACCAAGCCCAAACGCAACCAACAAACACACGCACGCACUCGCUUCACGUUGCC
Molecule: messenger RNA, 955 nt
Organism: Salpingoeca rosetta
Lineage: Eukaryota; Choanoflagellata; Craspedida; Salpingoecidae
Exons: 9
Coding region: 65-772 (235 amino acids)
Biological process (GO): protein import into mitochondrial matrix
Cellular component (GO): TIM23 mitochondrial import inner membrane translocase complex
Source: RefSeq, a predicted model, not a curated record